ACUCAUAAUUCUUGACGCUCAGAAGCCCAUGACACACGACUGCCUGCCGACCCGGGUGACUCUGCGCUGGAGAGUAAGCGACCUCGUAAUGAAAACAUCGGGACUGGAGGAGGUGCAGUGACGUCCGCCGCUCAAAUUUAGCUAAAUAUCAUGAACGGGCCAGGACUCAGAGCGCUGGUGCUAGGAGGCUCAGGGGAGAUCGGCAGGCAGUUGGUGCAGGAACUCAUCAACAGCCCUGGCUUUUCCCACAUCACUCUUGUUACAAGAAGGGAGUUAGAUGUUAAAAGUGAAAAAGUAGAACAAAAAUUAGUGGAUUUGAAAAUCCAACACAUAGAUGCCUUUACAGGUACGGACGUUGCCUACAGCUGCUUAGGAACCACAAGAGGCAAAGCUGGUGCUAAGGGUUUUGUGCGAGUGGACAGAGACUAUGUCUACAAUGCUGCAAAGUUGUUGAAGGACUGUGGAUGCUCACACUUCCACCUGGUGUCGUCAACAGGAGCCAAUAAAAAUUCCCAUUUCCUUUAUCAAAAAACAAAAGGUGAAGUAGAGAACAUGGUUACAGAGCUUAACUUUCCACGCCUCUCCAUCUACCGCCCAUCUCUUCUCCUUUGUGAUAGACAGGAAUCACGUCCCAUGGAGAAGAUAGCGCAGAUUGUUCUCCGUGGUUUUGAUUGGCGAAACAAGAUUAGCAUUGGCACAGACACAGUUGCCAGUGCUAUGGUGGCCAAUACUCUGGAGCAGCAGACGUCAGAAAAGGCAGAAGAGACUAAGGUUGAGAUCUUGGAAAAUGCAGAUAUCCUUAGACUUGGAAUUGAUUAAAACACCUACUUUACAAUGCCUCAAUAUUUGCAUGUAUGGAUUUUAAUAAUUUUGUCAAAAAAGAGUGAUGAAUAUGUUAGGGAUUUGCAUUUCAGAAUUUUGUAUGUAGGAUGUUCCAGUCUGGAUGUCAAAUAUUUAGGAAUCACAGUAGAAAUAAUAGUUGUGUACAUGAAAGCUCUUAUUUAGCCACUUAAGGUUUAAAACUGACUUUCACAAUUCAGUCACACAGAUAUGCAGAAAUAUGCCUGAAUAUCAUUAGAGAUCAUAUAAUUACAGUUUGAUUUAAGGAAUUGUUACAUAAUUACAGGUAUUUACUUUUCUUUUUUAUGGCAGUGGUUAAAGUAUGCUUUUGUGUGUGUCAUUUUGUAUAUAAAUAAGGAUUAUAUUUAUUGAUAUGAAUAUGCAUUUAACCCACUGACACUGGAAUGACAUCUAUACAUGCCAUCCCAGUGUCCACUGUGAUUUCAAUUUAUUCAUUUUGUUUACACAGAUAACUCCACAGGCGCUUAGUCACGAAGUAGUAUUUUUUGGGGCCUUCUAGAUCUCAGCUGUUUACCCUAUAUAUAUAUUUUUUUUUAUAUAGUUUCUUUUUAAGUACAAUGAAAUGAUGCCAAUAAUGAUAAUAUUAUUGAUAAUAAUAAUACUAAAAAAAUAAAACAGAUCCCAAUACUUCAAGCAAUGCAAUAAACAGGUGAGGUCAAGUAGGCCAAGUAACUAACUUUUGGAUAACUUAAGUGCUUCUGAAUACAUCUUUGUGUAAACAGAAUAGACAAAAAAAAAAAAAAAAAAAAAAAAUACACUGGACAGUGCCCAUACCCACCACCUAUGUGUGUGUGUGGGGGGAGGGGGGGGGAGAACCAGAUUCUUUUACAAAAUUCAGUGCAUUUUUUGUUUGCAUUUUGUUUAAGGGUGUUGUGAUUUUUAUUACUUAAUAUUUGAUAUAGUUUAAGUUUGUAUUCACUUGAUAUUGAAUAGAUUCCCUUUGUAAUUUUUAUUGAAAUUCAUAAUUUGUGAAAAGUUCAUUGAUUAUUUAUAUUUCAUUCUGCAAUUUGGAAUAUAUUUACUGGUCAUUCAUUGAAAGCAUAACUUGAAUGCGCCUUAAAUGAAAUACUGAAUAAUUGUCACUACUGCUUGAUAUAUGAUCUGUGGACCAACCCACUUACUUUAAUUUUAGGCUUAGAUUUAGAUGAAUGAAAGGUACUUUUGUAGGCAAGGGGAAUAAAUGGUAUUGCCUUACUUAUUAGUGAGAAAUAUCAUAGCAAUAGAGUGACAAUUGGUGCUCAGAUGGAUUUCAGAUUUUAGACCUUUUUGUAAAUUACCAACCAGUGAAUUUCAGAACGUUAUAAUAUAAAGGCCUUAUAUUAUGAAAACUGCCAAUAUUUAAGGACUGAAUGCCUUAAUAUUCAGAAAUGUUAUUGAAAAGGAAGAGCAUGAAUCAUGACUAGAUGUUUUAGAUACAUGUCUGUAUUAUACUUGUGGGUGUGAUAUCUGUGAGGUUUUGUAUGCUGGUAUUGCAUCAUUAUGUAUAGAAGUUAAUUGAAAUUCGAAGAAUUUGGUGACACUUUAUGGUUCUACUUGAAGUAAGUAGAAAAUAGCCAGAAGGCUAGUGCAGAAACAUAUUUAAGAAAGUGGAUUGCAGGUUUUGGAAAUGAUGUUACUGAAGGAUAAUUACUAAGGAAUUUACAAGAUUAUUUUUGAACUCCUGCAAUUUGCAGUUUUGUGUAUUUUCCCUCUAACAUUUAAAUGUUUGCAAAAUAUGUUUGUUGUGAUAUCAGUCUUAAGCAGAAUAGGCAUAUUUGUUGAGAUUUCUGUUUUAGGCAAAUUGUCUAAUUGGAGUCAGUCUGUAUCCACUUUCAAAGUAGCAGAGGUGGUGAUCCUCUAAUUACAGAGAAGUUGUACUGUAGGUUUCCAGAUCUCAUUGUCUCUGCUGAACCUUCUCAGUGAUGUGAGUUAAUCUAUUUAUAUUAUAACUAGCAUUAUUUGAAUUUCUGAGGCUGCAGUUGUCACCCUGUUUAACUACAUUUAAACUACUUUAAUUCUUGUAUUGUUAUAUUAUUAUUUAAUUUUUGAUAUUCCUAUUACAGCACUGGAUUUCUGAGUGGGUGACAAAGCAACUGGCUUGGCUUGUGUUUUGGUUGUGUACAUGCCUCAUGCUGAGAGUUGGUUACAAAUUGCAUGUUGUAGGGGAGCCUCUCUUCACAUCAGAUACAGAAAAUAAAUAAUUCUUUCACCAUGCAAAAGUUAACAUUGUGCAUUUUCAUUUUUAUGUUUACAAUUUAUGCUGUUAUGCUGAGGACAGAUUAAUAACUUUGUCUUUGCUUUAAGAUUUUCGUAUGACUGCAAGUCAAACCUUCUAAAAUAUUUAGAGAAUAUAAAGUUUGGAUUUAUAUGAAAAAGUUGAACUCUUUAUUAUACUUUUUUCCCUAUUCCACAGUUCUCCUUUCCAAUUUUUUUCUUUCUUUUUUAAACAAGGCUUAGAGGUGACUCAGGGAAUCAAGAACUGUGAAAGUUACAGGUUGUAUUACUAGUAUCGGUGUGUUAUGUAACCAUUAUUAUUGAGCUAAUUUUUGGUGCUAUAGUGAAUUGGUUGCUGUUAGUGUUUAUUGGCUUUAUUUGAUUAAAUACUAAAUAAAUCACACAUUUAUCUUGCAUAUAGAAGCAGCUGUAUUAUAUGUGUAUCCAUUUACAGACUUGAAUGAGAGUAAAUUCAAAAGAUAA
This is a messenger RNA of Penaeus vannamei (Pacific white shrimp), 3537 nucleotides long. The record is from RefSeq and is a predicted model, not a curated record. Lineage: Eukaryota; Metazoa; Arthropoda; Malacostraca; Decapoda; Penaeidae.